AUGGAGUUAAGAGGAAAAGAGUUAAAUAAGUCUAUAGCAACAAGAAAGAAGGAGGUACUUGAAAAUACUAGUAUUUUGUCAGAAAUUUGUCAAUUUUUGGAAUUAAAAGAUGUAGCACGUAUGAGAUCAGUUUCUAAGAUAAUGAAUGUAAUUAUUAAAGACAGCCAAUUUAUAUGGAAACCAAUUCUGCAGAGAACUUUUCCAGAAGUAAGGAUACUUGACCAUUUAACGUGGCAGAGUUUAAAAAAUGUAUAUAAAUCGCUUCGUGACUAUCAUUAUUUGACCUUUGAACCGCACUCAUCUUAUACUGUUGGAAUUAUUGGCUCGCUAGGAAAACUUAAGCCAUAUCCAGAUAUUCAUAGCCCAGAAAUUGAAUCAUCAGGUAUAUUUGGGGGCUAUUCAAACUAUUUACUUGGCAAGCAUAUAAUCUCUAUUUCAGUUUUAAGUAUACCAUCUAUAAAAUCUAUAAGAAAAUUGAGAGCUGAAAUACAGUGCUGAAUUUUGCAAGUAAAUGGACAAGCUCAAGGUUGGGAAAAUGUUUUAGACGAGCAUGUUACGAAUUUUAAAAUGAAUCAAAUUAAAAGUAGUCAAAUUCUUAUUGUUAUAAAUUCUGAUCAAGAAUAUAAAACGGAUUUUAUCCUCGACUUAGAAAAAAAGUUUAAAAUUGUCAUCUUAAAAUAUAUUGAUAACAAGACGUUUGAGAAUCUUACAAAAGCAAUAUUAAAAAUAUGCAGAAAUGAUGGAGAAACAGAAAGAAAAGUCUAUGAAAAGCAGCUAAUCAGAACGAACAUUGAUGAAAAUUCGGUGCAAGAAACGAAUGAUUCAAAUAAUUGCAUUUUAUCAUAA
Blepharisma stoltei is the source of this 846-nucleotide messenger RNA. The record is from the annotation of a GenBank genome assembly. NCBI's taxonomy places the organism in Eukaryota, Ciliophora, Heterotrichea, Heterotrichida, Blepharismidae.